AUGAAGACUAUUACUGUGAUUGUUGCCGUGUUGGCCACAGGGUUGUAUACUCUUGUGGGUGCUACUCCCAUGUCCGCUUCUAAUUCAGACAAGCAAACGAAUGAUUCACAAGUAGGCGCUGCAGGUAUACCGCUACGUGGUGCACCACUAGGCGACUGGAGGCGACGUGAUCCUGAAAAGAUGGAGGAUAUCGAAAACGAAAACAAGAAGUAUCAUUCAUAUGAACCCCAUGCUCCUUGCUCAUCACAUACUACCCAGAAACAUCAAGCCACAACCGUGCACUCCCCUCCUCGUUCGCCCACGCAUCCAGUACCUAGACCUAUUCCUUCUCAUACUCCUCAUCAUCCUCCAACUAAACCAUCCCCAAAACCUUUACCAAAGUCAUCCCCAAAGCCAUCCCCAAAACCAUUGCCAAAACCUCUGCCAAAGCCAUCCUCAAAACCUUUACCAAAACCUCUGCCAAAGCCGUCUCCAAAACCACCUGCACCUUCACCUAUACGACCUCCCCCUCGCCAGCCAGGCAACUCUGGUCUCGGUGAUUCUCAAAAAAAAUGUCUAGAUGCUCACAACUACUACCGCUCUUUAGUUGGUGUUCAACCCCUCUCCUGGUCGCGCUCAGAGGAAUCCUCUGCUCAAUCUUGGGCCAACUACCUUGCUGCUACCAACACUUUGAGCCAUUCGCGUUCUGGAGAGAAUCUCGACCGCGCCACGGGUAACAUCAAUCUUGACUGUGUUCACGGGCUUCAGACCUUUUUCGCUGAAUACUCUCAAUACGAUGGACGUCCUAUUUCCCUAAAUGCUCAGUUUGAGAAAUAUGGACACUACACUCAGCUCGUAUGGCGUGGAACAACUCAGGUCGGAUGUGCUACUUCGCGCAGUGGUCAGGCUCAAUACCUGGUUUGUCACUAUACUCCUCCUGGAAAUAUUCUUGGUUUGACUGCUCCCAUGUAUCAUGGUUAA
This is a messenger RNA of Batrachochytrium dendrobatidis JAM81, 960 nucleotides long. RefSeq lists its product as uncharacterized. The record is from RefSeq and is a predicted model, not a curated record. Gene Ontology annotation, cellular component: extracellular region. The transcript has a single exon. Bases 1 to 960 code for a protein of 319 amino acids. Lineage: Eukaryota; Fungi; Chytridiomycota; Chytridiomycetes; Rhizophydiales.